AUGCGGCGGCGAAUGGGCUGCUUCUCGGAGGGUUUAGUGGUGGAUUGUGAAUGCGGUGGCGAGGAGGCGGGACCGAGCGGCGUGGAGAAUGGGCCGAGCCAGAUCCGGGCGCUGAUGAGAAAGCGCUCGCUGCCAAAACCGCUACCAGAGGGUUUCAUCCUCAUCGACACCGAGAAGAAGAGCUGGAGGCUGGGCCGGCUCAUCGGCCAGGGCGGCUGUGGCCUCGUCUACACAGCGUCGCUGGACGUGGAGCGACCGGUUCCUUCUGACGCUCAGUUUGUGGUGAAAGUGGAGAAUCUGGAGAAUGGCCCUCUGUUCUGUGAGCUGAAGUUUUACCAGAGAGCAGCGAAGAAAGACACGAUCCAGCAGUGGAUGCAGAGGCGGAGGCUGGACUUCCUGGGGAUCCCCUCGUACUGGGGCUCCGGACAGGCCCAGCACAACGGCAUGCGGUAUCGCUUCAUGGCUCUGGACCGUCUGGGCUGUGACCUGCAGACCCUCUGUGACCAACACGGAGGAAGGUUCACUGCCCACACCGUGCUGCAGCUCGGGAAGAGACUGGUGGAUGUGCUGGAGUUCAUCCACGACAGUGAGUACGUCCACGGCGACAUCAAGGCUGCGAAUGUGAUGCAGGGACUCAGGGACCAGCAGCAGGUGAGGAUCAGGGACCAGCAGCAGGGGAGGAUCAGGGACCAGCAGCAGGUGAGGAUCAGGGACCAGCAGCAGGUGAGGAUCAGGGACCAGCAGCAGGGGAGGAUCAGGGACCAGCAGCAGGGGAGGAUCAGGGACCAGCAGCAGGGGAGGAUCAGGGACCAGCAGCAGGUGAGGAUCAGGGACCAGCAGCAGGGGAGGAUCAGGGACCAGCAGCAGGGGAGGAUCAGGGACCAGCAGCAGGUGAGGAUCAGGGACCAGCAGCAGGUGAGGAUCAGGGACCAGCAGCAGGGGAGGAUCAGGGACCAGCAGCAGGGGAGGAUCAGGGACCAGCAGCAGGGGAGGAUCAGGGACCAGCAGCAGGUGAGGAUCAGGGACCAGCAGCUGGGGAGGAUCAGGGACCAGCAGCAGGUGAGGAUCAGGGACCAGCAGCAGGUGUACCUGGCGGAUUACGGCCUGUGCUACCGCUACUGUCCAGAGGGGGCGCACAAAGAGUACAAGGAAAACCCCAAGAAAGGCCACGACGGGACCAUCGAGUACACAAGCCUGGACGCUCACAAAGGAGUGGCUCCGUCGCGGCGCAGUGACCUCCAGAUCCUGGGCUUCUGUCUGCUGCACUGGCUCAGCGGACAUCUGCCCUGGACAGGACUGAGACCAGAGCAAGUCCAGGAGGCCAAGACCAGGUUCCUGCAGGCCCUGCCGGAGUCUGUGAAGCAGCUGACCUCAGAUCAGCCAGGGACAGAUGAAUUGUGCUCCUUCCUCCGACAUGUGCGCUCGCUGCAGUAUCAGGACAAACCAGACUACGACCUCCUCCGACGGAUCCUGCACCGCCCCGGGUCUGGACUGGACUUAGACCUGAGACCCAAACCCGAGUCCAGACCCCAGGAACCAGUGCGAAGACCCAAGAAAACAGGCAGAGGCCGAGGUGCGCCUGGAGCUGAGGCCGUGGAGGUGGAGGAAGAGGAGAAGAGGAUGAAGCCAAAACAGAUUGAUCCCAAAUAUCUGCGAGGACCUCCCAUCUCCAGCUCACAAUCUGCAGCUGAGGCCAUGGAGCUGGAUGAAGAAGAGGAUGAAGAAGAGGAUGAAGAAGAAGAGGAGGAGACAACACGGAUCGAUCCAAAGUAUUUAAGAGGACCUCCCCUCUGCAGAGCACAGGUACAGACUGAAGCGCGCUCGCUCCCUGUGCCAACACACACACACUUCCACACAGACGACGAAGACGAGGAGGAAGAAAGAGCACGACUCCGCAGAGGCCCCAGACCCAGGGGCCCCCACACUGAAGCGGUGAGCAACACAUCUCACUCCAAUACUGCUCCAGCCAAAACAUUAUGA
Messenger RNA from Knipowitschia caucasica, 1980 nucleotides. Lineage: Eukaryota; Metazoa; Chordata; Actinopteri; Gobiiformes; Gobiidae. The record is from the annotation of a GenBank genome assembly.